AUGAUAGAAGGAGAAAAAUCAAAAGAAGGCAAAUCUGAAGAAGGGAACCAACCCCACUCCUUGGAUAAGUCAUCCGAUGAAAAAAGUGUUGACCUUAAAUCGGUAGAAGGUAGAAAAUCCGGAGAAGGUUCAGUGGCUUCAGCGGAAUUAGCCCCUAAGCUUGAAUCAAAAUCUGGAGAAAGAAAAUUGAGUUCAAGAGAGAAGAAGCAGAGCUUCGAAGAGGGUGUAAGCAAAGAAGGGGACGUUAAAAAAGCUACAAAAAUAGAUGAAAGAGAAGAAAAGCAGAGACGUAGAAAGAAAUCAAGUUCUAUUUGGAAAAUGUUAAUAUUAAUUCUCAUUAAUAUAUUAAACUACUUGGAUAGAAUGACAGUGGCAGGACUUUUAACUGCCAUUCAAGCAUUUUAUGACGUAAACGAUACGCAGGGCGGUUUGCUUUGGUCUGUAUAUAUGAUAUCUGCCACAGUAAUCGCACCAGUCUGGGGAUUUUUUGGAGACAGAUACAAUAGAAAAUACUUGAUGACAGCCGGCUUGGUCCUCUGGACAUGCACAGUCUUGCUUUCCACCUUUGUCCCUAAAGAUGUUGGUGUUUUCUACCUUUCUUCUUACACAGAUGUAUAA
Messenger RNA from Cylicocyclus nassatus, 618 nucleotides. NCBI's taxonomy places the organism in Eukaryota, Metazoa, Nematoda, Chromadorea, Rhabditida, Strongylidae. The record is from the annotation of a GenBank genome assembly.